Molecule: messenger RNA, 2459 nt
Organism: Hyaloscypha bicolor E
Lineage: Eukaryota; Fungi; Ascomycota; Leotiomycetes; Helotiales; Hyaloscyphaceae
Exons: 5
Coding region: 1-2064 (687 amino acids)
Source: RefSeq, a predicted model, not a curated record
AUGACGAGGCUCAAACUGGAUCAAUGGGAAGGGCGAUGGUUGUUUUCGCGCGGAGCAACGAAAGCUACACAUAGGACCGAAGGUCGCUCCAUGACUGAGCUUACUGAAGCGUUAGCAGAAGUUGAUGGUCUGCUCGCUGGUAUCAACUAUCUGGAAAAAUUGGAACCUGAUUCCGAGGAGACUCGUUCCAAUUCUGCUCGGAACGGAAAUGCAAGCGAUUCUUUCCCAUCAAAUCCAGCGACAGCCUCUUGGUUCGGACAUCUUGCUUUUGAUCUACUGGGCUCGGGUUCAGAGGAGCGUUCCGAGAUCGAACCAAGACACCUUCGAAAUAUUUUGAAUGAAAAAUUGGUCCAAUCGAAUGAUGAGCCGCACCAAGCACCUCGUGAAUCUCAAUGGGCUACCAUUCGCAGUUUACGAAAGGCAUCCUUGCUCCACUACAACCAGUUCGCAAAGUUGACUGCCGACUCAACAAAUCCUGACAUCCGAAAGCUGAGGAAGUCUUGUGUUACUGCGAAGAAAUUACUAGAAAUGGGGAUAUUGACUUUCCGACAAGUCCUCCAUGGCCAGACCCCAACAACCCUCGUGGACAUCUUCGCCUUUGCAAGUCUGUCUUAUGUGAUAUCGAAGACUUUACAUGCCAGGGGCCACAUUGACGAGACCGAUAUUCUCUCUGGCAUCUUGGACUGGCGAGCCGCUAUUGUUGAUGACAGGGAGAGGCCUACUUUCGACGAGAUCGCCAAACAACUGUGGCCCGAGGCAAAGGAAAUCAUGCAUUUCAUUCCACUCGAGAGAACCGCAACGAGUCAAGAAACGGCUGGCUUGAGGCCUGAUGAGAACGAAACGAGGUUAUAUCCCGAUUUUAACUUUUCCGAUUUUUCGUCUUCAGAUUGGUUCAAUCAUGACAGUGCUGUUCUGGAAGGUACAAUGGAUUCAACUUUCUACCAAACCCUGGCACCGGAUAUUUUCCCCGGGGUUCUCAAUACAUCGCAGACGGCAGGUUUAAUUGGCACGGAAUUGCAUCCCAUCGAGCCAGAGAGUUCUCCACUCCAUGGUAUUGAGGAACCUUCUCCAGUUGAGCAGAUAAGCCCACCAACAGAUGACUCUGCCCUCCACCUUCUAGAAACCCCAUUGUUUCAAGCAGUUUUCCGCUUCAUGAUUCAGAUUUCUGAGAUGGGAGAUCUACUGAAUGUACUUUCGGGAGGUGGGUUGACGUCUGAAAAGGACGGCAUUAAGCCCCCUCAUUCAAGACCGCCCUGGGUAGCUUCGGAAUUUCUUAUUCAAGCCUCUCGACACUUUUUGGGGCCCCUACAUCGCGAAGCAGUUCAUAUCGAUAAGACUUUCGGUGGAAUCGUUGCUAUGGCGGAGAUGUUUGUCAAGCUUGGUUGUCUCCAGACAGUGAGAGAAGUUGAAAAUUACAUCAUCACGGUUGGUCGACAUCUAACCCAUUCCUAUGACUCAUUUGCGACACUAGUUUCCAAAACUCUUAGCCAGUGUUUUGUUGCCUCCCGAACAAUGGGGUGGGACCUCCUCUAUCCCAAUUACGUUCAAGAAGCCGAUGAAUACACAUUCCCGUAUCUCAAUAGAAGGCAAAGAGGAGAGACCAAGUGGGCGGAGUUCGGGUUUGGCCGCCAGGGUCUAUCGGAAGCAAUGUCGUCUCCUACCUCAUCAACGAACGAAAAUCCCCAAAAGCGUUCGCCCAGCCCAAAGAAACGUCCUUUGCAAGACGGGGCGGAUUCAGCUACGAAGCGCCGCCCUCGAGAUAUGUCUAUCGCGCCUUCUCAGAGUUCGCCUUCAGGCUCCGACACGUCGAUUAUCGAGCGUUGCACUUUUGAAAACUGUCCCAAAUAUUAUACCGGCACGGCCGCCCUAAGCAACCUUUCUCGACAUGUCCGAACCAAGCAUCGGAAGAAGAAGAAUACCUUCAUAUGUCCAAUUUGUCGCAAGGAGACGGAUCGCCGAGACAAUCUACGUCAACAUUUCAUUAAUGUCCAUGCCAACGUUGAACAACCGGAUUGUAUUGCGAAUAGAAGCCGGGGCCUCCAAGAUGCUCGAAGCACUAACUAGUGGUCUUUCCUACAAUAUCUUUCCUUUUCUUUCCUUAGGAAAAUCUUUACACUCUCACUUAAAGUUUCCAAGUCGGGGGGAGGGGCUUUUUUUGGUUUCUAGUGCCGCAUUUCUUAGAGUUACAGUUUAUUACCUUGCUUUGAUAAAUGGCGUUAAAUCCCAAAGGUUGUCACGCCACAUAACAGGCUGCAACUACACUCCUCUACUGACGGUAAAUACUCGGAGGAAAGAGGCAGAUAAUGAAGUUUAGCGAUUGAAGUCGGAGUUGGAGUUGGAGUUGGAAAUAUUUAUUAUUCCUCUUUUGUUUUGGUAUGCACGCCUUCGCUUGCAAAGCAAGAUCCUAUUUAAUUUAUUUACUCUAUUAAGAUGUAAAUGUCCACAAGAAUCAAUGCUGC